AUGAGCGCUUCUUCUCCUUCUUCUUCCUUCGGGGAGCUUUACACUAAAUGGUUUGAGGAGCUGCAGGGGGUGGUGCAGCGGCUGAAGGAUGAGCGUAACGACGAGGUGAUGGAGAAGGUUAUUGGAAAGCACCAGCACUACUACAGAGCAAAGUGGGAGGCAGUGGAGAAGGACCCUCUCAACAUGUUCCUCUCUCCCUGGGCUACCUCCCUUGAACGCUCCCUCCACUGGAUCACUGGGUGGCGCCCCACCACCGCCUUCCACCUCAUCUACACUGAGUCUUCCCUCCUCUUUGAGUCUCACAUAGUUGACAUCCUCCAAGGCUUCCGUACCGGCGAUCUCGGUGACCUCUCCCCCUCCCAGUUCCGCCUCAUGAGCGAUCUCCAGUGUGAAACUGUGAAAGAAGAGAACAUAAUUACAGAAGAGUUAUCAGAAUGGCAGGAAACUGUGAGCGAAAUGAUGGGUCCAGACAGAGAGAUAGAUGAGAAGAUGGAUGAGAAGAUUGUUGAGCUGAUCAGCAUCAUAAAGAAAGCAGAUGAUUUACGGUUGAGAACGCUGCGGAAUGUGGUGGGGCUGCUCUCCAAACAGCAGGCUAUUGAAUUCCUGAUUGCCUCAGCAGAGUUACUCAUCGGGAUUCGAUGCUGGGGAAUGAACCACGAUGGUGCAUAG
Molecule: messenger RNA, 669 nt
Organism: Sphenostylis stenocarpa
Lineage: Eukaryota; Viridiplantae; Streptophyta; Magnoliopsida; Fabales; Fabaceae
Source: the annotation of a GenBank genome assembly